CGCAGAAUGACCGCUUAUAUCCGGAACAUAGAUUCGCCAGCUAUGUGUUUCCAACGAAAUCUGUAGAACGUACAGUUUAUUUCCUGUUUUGUAAAAAACGGCCCAUCCUAGGAAAUGCGUUUGAGAAGUUGCACUAUAGGGUGAAUAUUUAAUUUGCGCUAUAAGGUAUAAUUUCGAGUGGAACCAUGGAUCCUGAGAUUUUACAAAACAACUCUGCUCAACCAGCGAGGAGGUCGACAAGACAAUCGAUGAAAGCAGUUACUUUAGAGUUGACACCCAGAGGUCCGCUGAAGAGGAAGAGGGAAGAGAACAAGAUCCCGUCCACACCUGUCAAUGGCUCCAUGGAGGACGAUGAGUCCCCUGGCAAGAAGACUAAGUCAGAGAUUGGAGUGGCAGGGGAUGGCAGUUGUGAUGAGGAUAAGAUGGAUGUCCAGGAGACCACUGGGGAUGAAGAUCUGGACUCUGAGCAGAACGAGGACCAGGAGAUGAGUGCAGAGGAAGACUCCUCCCAUCACAAUGUCACACAGCAUAAACGUCCCUUUGAUAAAACUUUGAUGGGGAAAAUGAAUGUGAACGUACCGAAGACGGUCGGUGUUGGCUCCCAAGAGAUUGUAGAUCCCAGGUUGUACCUACUGAGUCGCAGUUCCAUUCACACAACCGAGGAGCUGAAAACAGAUCUAUUCAAAACCAAGAGAAUGGAAACGUCAAGAAGAGCUGCAUCUGGUACCAAGCCUGCAACCCAACUCAGACCCCUGGAGAACCGACCAGAGGUUCUGACUUACAAGACUAGCAGCAUGGCGGAGUACAGGGAGAAGAUGCAGAGGAAAGACAAAAUAACUGGAUUGCCCAGUGCUAACCAUCAUAGCAUGAGAAGUUACCCUACCUCUGAAGAGUCCUUCACAUCGAGCUGUCGGGUGAACAAUAUUCCUACUCGAAAACAAACUACCAAACUCAGAAAACAAGAUAUUAAGAAAUCAGCUGUUAUCAAGGCAAUUCCUGGGAAAGCUUUUGGGGGGUGCAUGUGGAAACUGUGUCAGGCUCUGGUGCUGCUUGUCUCUGGUGUUCUGGGCCUCCUGGCCUACCAGCACCUCCCACUGCCCCGCAGGCCUUCAGGGGGUGGAGACCAUCCAGCCUGGCCUGUGAGAGAGGGGAAGUUUGUUUCUCAGUUAUCUGCUCUGGAGGCCCUGUUCCCCGGGCAGCGCUCUGAGCUGUGGAGGAGGAGCAGGAUCCACCUGGAGAGGCACCUCCAGACGGCCCGGCCCACGGAGCCAGUCAGCCUGAUGCUGACAGCAGGCCGCAGGGGGGAGAAGACGCUGCACUGCCUUGCCCUGCGUCUGGCCUCCGCCUUCUCCUCUGCCCUCAACGCCUCCUCCGUCCACAUCGACGGGGCCAGCAAGACUGGCCAGGACAGCGACCAGGUCAAGCUGGACAUCGACACCCAGCUGGGGAGAGCCUUCGAGGGGGAUCAGCCUGUAGCCGUCAUCCACCGCUUUGAGGAGCUACCCCCGGGUUCCACGAUCAUAUUCUACCGCUACUGUGACCACGAGAAUGCAGCCUACAAAGAGGUGUUCCUGCUCUUCACUGUGCUGCUGCCUGAGGAGGAUUUGGGGAAGGAGCUCAGUCUGAAUGAGGUGGAGGAGAGGGUCCAGGAUUAUAUUACGGACACCUUUGUGGAAAGUAACAGCUCAGACAAGCCUGGCUCCUUUAAUCGGAUGGACCGGGACAAGCUGAGUGGACUAUGGAGCCGUAUCUCCCACCUGGUCCUGCCGGUGGCAGUAGAGGAGAGCAUAGAGCAGGGAGGAUGCAUGGACUGAACUGGCAGCUACAGGAGAUGUCUGGCUAGGUAGGAGCAGGCUCGCUGGGCUCCUCUCUGUCUUUAUGGAGCUCUGGAGUAGCUGUGGCUCUGUAGCUGAGGGGUGAUGGUGUGAAGACACACCGAGGUGCUCUGUGUCUCUCUGGGUUUUUUGGACUUCACAGGUGAACUCUAGGACCUAGAGGUGAUAUCUUCCAGAGGUCAUAUGCUCUUAAUAGAGAUUUCUAUGCUGACAGAUCCAAACCAACAUUUAAUAUUCAGCCCAACUGCACUGUUUAGUUUUAACUGAGCUGUCCUCUCUUUCUGGUCCUCUGUCCUAUUUCUGAUCAUUUCACAACUGCCAGCUGCUGAAAUCAGGAAGUCAUCACAGAGUGAAGGUCUGGGUUGAGGACAACAGUUUGUUGUGGCUUGUUUUUAUUUCAGACCCAAAGUUUGCUUUAUAGAGAUGUACAGCAUUGAUUUUAUAUGACAUCUAUUGUUUCACGUUUUUCUUGUUUUGUCUUUUCUACUGUACUGAAAAUGAAAUCGUUACCUUGUUUUUAAUUGAAAAAAGAAAGUCCUUUUGCUAUUCAAUUUAGUGUUUGUUGCUGCAUGAAAUUGAAUCUGAGUUUAAAUUCCAGGAUUUCACCAGUGAUCCAUGCGUUGGUAAAGUGACUGAAAACGGAGUUCCUUUUCUGCUGUUAAACGCUUAUGUAUACAUAUUUUAAAAAUAUAAUUUCAAUACCUCCAUUCCCUGCAUAUUUAGCUGAAAUGUCUUGCACUAAUUCUCUGGCUUUACAUUUUCAACCUACCAGCUCACCUCGACGAUUGGCAGACAUGGAGACGGAAAUAAUCGUAAUUUGGGAUGCUGCAUUUGGUUUGUCUCUAUCUCGCUCUCUCUCUCUGUGUGUGUGUGUGUGUGUGUGUGUGUGUGUGUGUGUGUGUGUGUGUGUGUGUGUGUGUGUGUGUGUGUGUGUGUGUGUGUGUGUGUGUGUGUGUGUGUGUGUGUGUGUGUGUUAUAGUGUAGUAUUUGCUUAAUGAAAAAUAUUAUUAAAUGACUAUAUUGGAAAUAUUUUGAAAUAAUUGUUCAGUGGUAGUUCUAUUUUUAUAAGACAAGUUGGGUGGGGGGGGUAAAGAGAAGAGAUGUUGAAUAUGAUAUUUUCACACUGAAAUUCCAAGAAUUAUGGAAGAAGAGAGAUCGCUGUAAUUUAUCAAAUUCUUACUGCUAUGAUGCUUUUUUUUGUUGCUUUUUUUUCUCAAAAUGCUUGAGUGUCUUAAUGAAGUAAACAAUUCUAGAUUAUUGCAGAAUGUGUUGGCAUAAUUUAGCAGUAUAAUCUGAACUGAUUGAAACAGUCAAUCAAAAAUGUAUAUUACAUAACUGGUAUUGCCAGUCAGACAUUGUGCCUUUUUAUAGAAUAUUUUAAUUGGUGUUGCACCAAAUUACUCAGUGAUGAAGAUGAAUAUUGAACCAAGUAAUUCAACAACCUGUCCCAGCACCAACUAUUUUCUUUCCACUGAGAAAUAUUUCUUAGUUUAUGCUCUGUUGUUGUAACUAAGAUAUUUUGUAUUGCUUUCACCUGAAUAAGUAUGUUCUCUUUGAUUGUUUUGGUUUUCCUAUAAUAAUAAAAUAGUUUAAUAGUU
Salmo salar (Atlantic salmon) is the source of this 3433-nucleotide messenger RNA. RefSeq lists its product as uncharacterized. Gene Ontology annotation, molecular function: ATPase activator activity. Gene Ontology annotation, cellular component: membrane. Gene Ontology annotation, biological process: membrane organization. NCBI's taxonomy places the organism in Eukaryota, Metazoa, Chordata, Actinopteri, Salmoniformes, Salmonidae. The record is from RefSeq and is a predicted model, not a curated record.